AUGUCUCAAGAACAAUUAGAUCUUAAAUCGAAGAAGUGGAUUCAAUUUCAAGCUCGAAAGUAUGCAGAUAAACAACUCAAAACCAGUUUUAUUGAUACUGGAAAACAAGAGAUGCCACCUGAACACGUUCGAAAGAUUAUCAAAGAUCACGGUGAUCUUUCGAAUCGAAAGUUUAGAACUGAUAAACGAGUUCAUUUAGGUGCUCUUAAAUAUGUACCUCAUGCAGUUAUGAAAUUAUUAGAAAACAUGCCGAUGCCUUGGGAACAAGUUCGGUCUGUACCGGUCAUCUAUCAUAUCACCGGUGCUAUUACUUUCGUCAAUGAAGUUCCAAAAGUCAUCCCACCUGUCUAUCACGCUCAAUGGGCUUCGAUGUGGUUGUCGAUGAGACGCGAAAAACGCGAUCGAAGACAUUUCAAAAGGAUGCGUUUCCCUCCUUUCGAUGACGAAGAACCACCACUCGAUUACGGUGAUAACAUCCUCGAUACCGAACCUUUAGAAGCCAUACAGAUGGAUCUAGAUGAAGAUGAAGACGCUCCAGUCUUUGAUUGGUUUUAUGAUCAUAAACCACUUGCGAAAAAGUACAAAGGUGUUCAAUACGUCAACGGGACGAGUUACAAGUCUUGGCAAUUGAACUUGGGGAUGAUGAGCACACUUUAUCGGAUCGGUCGAAAUUUGCUUAGUGAUUUUAUCGAUGAUAAUUACUUUUAUCUCUUCGAGCCAAAGGCUUUCUUUACUGCCAAGGCCAUGAACAUGGCGAUCCCUGGAGGCGCCCGUUUUGAGCCUCUGCAUCGUGAUGCAGAAUCGUAUGAUGACGAUUGGAAUGAAUUUAACGACAUCAAUAAAGUUAUCAUUCGUCAACAGAUUCGAACCGAAUAUCGUGUGGCUUUCCCUCACCUUUAUAAUUCUAGACCUCGAAGUGUUCAUAUUCCAAAGUAUCAUGAAGUCAAGAAUUUAUUUAUUCGAGUCGAAGAUCCUGAUCUACCUACAUUCUAUUUUGACCCGAUCAUUCAUCCAAUCUCUUCCAGAGCAGUUGCGCCUCAAAAUCAAGGUGUUUCCCAUGAAGAAGAAAUUUUCGGAGAUUCCGAUGAGGACGAUUUCAAACUACCUGAAUCCAUGGAACCGUUCCUUUCAGACAAACCUAUUGCAAAUGAUAAUACUACGUCAGCUAUAGCGAUGUGGUGGGCUCCUUACCCUUAUAAUCAUCGAAGUGGUAAGACUGUUAGGACGUUGGAUGUACCACUUGUUAAGAAUUGGUACAUGGAACAUUGUCCACCUGGCAUGCCUGUCAAAGUUAGGGUAUCGUAUCAAAAAUUGUUGAAGAACUAUGUCUUGAACGAGUUACACAAACGAAAACCUAAACCACAAUCUAAGAAAUAUCUAUUCAGACAAUUGAAGAAUACCAAAUUCUUUCAAACUACUCGAUUAGAUUGGGUGGAAGUUGGAUUGCAAGUUUGUAGACAAGGUUACAAUAUGUUGAACUUGCUGAUCCAUCGUAAAAACUUGAAUUAUCUUCACCUCGAUUACAACAUGAACUUGAAGCCCGUCAAGACUUUGACCACCAAAGAAAGAAAGAAAUCUAGAUUCGGAAAUGCAUUUCAUUUAUGUCGAGAAAUCCUAAGAUUGACCAAACUGAUCGUAGAUUGUCAUGUUCAAUAUCGUUUGGGAAAUGUAGAUGCAUUUCAAUUAGCAGAUGGAUUGCAAUUUGCAUUUGCACACGUAGGACAAUUAACUGGAAUGUAUAGAUACAAGUACAAAUUAAUGAAACAAAUCCGACAAUGUAAAGAUUUGAAACAUUUGAUUUAUUAUCGAUUCAAUACUGGUGCUGUUGGAAAAGGUCCUGGGGUUGGCUUUUGGGCUCCGGGUUGGAGAGUUUGGUUAUUCUUUAUGAGGGGUAUCGUACCUCUUUUGGAAAGAUGGUUAGGUAAUCUUUUGGCAAGACAGUUCGAGGGUAGAAAUAGUAAAGGUGUUGCAAAGACCGUGACUAAACAACGGGUCGAAAGUCACUUCGACUUGGAGUUGCGUGCUGCCGUUAUGCAUGAUAUCCUAGAUAUGAUGCCAGAAGGUUUGAAACAAAAUAAAUCCAAGACGAUCUUACAACAUCUCUCAGAAGCUUGGAGAUGUUGGAAAGCGAAUAUACCAUGGAAAGUACCGGGAAUGCCAACAGCCGUUGAGAAUAUCAUUUUGAGAUAUGUUAAAUCAAAGGCUGAUUGGUGGACCUCUGUGGCUCAUUAUAAUCGUGAACGUAUCAAACGUGGUGCUACGGUUGAUAAGACAGUCAGUAAGAAGAAUUUAGGAAGAUUGACUCGAUUGUAUCUCAAAGCUGAGCAAGAACGACAAAAUAGUUACCUCAAGGAUGGACCCUAUGUGACGGCUGAAGAGGCAGUUGCGAUAUAUUCAGCAACCGUACAUUGGUUAGAGAGUCGAAAAUUCGCACCAAUCCCCUUUCCACCCUUGAAUUAUAAACACGAUACCAAAUUAUUAGUCUUAGCUCUCGAGAAAUUGAAAGAAGCUUAUUCAGUUCAAGGUCGAUUGAAUCAAAACCAAAGGGAAGAAUUAGCUUUGAUUGAACAGGCUUAUGAUAAUCCUCAUGAAACUUUGUCGAGGAUUAAGAGGCUUUUGUUGACCCAGAGAGCUUUCAAAGAAGCUGGUUUGGAAUUCUUCGACACGUACGAUAAAUUGAUUCCCGUGUAUGACAUCGAACCUAUCGAGAAGAUCACUGAUGCAUACCUUGAUCAGUUCUUAUACUUCGAGGCCGAUAAGCGUGGUUUAUUCCCAGCUUGGAUCAAACCAGGAGACACCGAGCCACCACCACUUCUAGUGUACAAAUGGUGUCAGGGAAUCAACAACUUACACGAAGUAUGGGAGACAGCUGAUGGCGAAUGUAAUGUGAUGCUAGAGACUCAAUUAUCGAAACCUUACGAAAAGAUGGAUUUGACUCUCUUGAAUCGCUUAUUGAGAUUAAUCAUGGAUCACAAUCUAGCGGAUUAUAUCACUGCGAAGAAUAACAUCGUGCUAACUUACAAGGAUAUGAGUCAUGUCAAUUCUUAUGGCUUGAUACGUGGAUUGCAAUUUUCAAGCUUUGUGUUCCAGUUCUACGGUCUCGUACUUGAUCUCUUGAUCAUGGGUUUGCAAAGAGCAAGUGAAAUGGCUGGACCACCAUCGAUACCAAAUAACUUUUUACAAUAUCGUGAUACGGUGACCGAAGUUCGACAUCCGAUCAGGUUAUACUCUCGAUAUGUUGAUAAGAUUCAUAUCUUGUUCAGAUUUACGGCUGAAGAAUCUAGAGAUUUAAUUCAACGAUUCCUUUCAGCUAAUCCGGAUCCCAAUAACGAGAAUAUCAUUGGAUACAAUUCAAAACGAUGCUGGCCUCGUGAUUGUCGAAUGAGACUUAUCAAACAUGAUGUCAAUCUCGGAAGAGCCGUAUUUUGGGAUAUCAAAAACCGAUUGCCCAGAUCACUGACCACGAUCGAGUGGAUUGAUACUAAUGCUAGUGUUUACUCCAAAGAUAACCCUCAAUUGCUUUUCAGCAUGUGUAACUUUGAAGUCCGGAUUUUACCUAAGAUUCGUAAUGUCGGAGAAGCGUUCACCCUGAAGGAUGGAGUCUGGAACUUAGUCAACGAAGCUACCAAGGAAAGGACUGCUCAAGCAUAUCUUAGAGUUAGUGAUUAUGGAAUCGAUCAAUUUCAUAAUCGGAUUCGACAAGUCUUGAUGGCGUCUGGAUCGACAACAUUCAGUAAGAUUGUGAAUAAGUGGAACACUGCGAUCAUUGGUCUCAUGACAUACUAUCGAGAAGCUGUGAUUCAUACGAAUGAGAUGUUAGAUUUAUUGGUCAAGAGUGAAAACAAGAUUCAAACUCGUGUCAAGAUUGGAUUGAAUUCAAAGAUGCCUUCAAGAUUUCCACCGGUUGUGUUCUAUACACCCAAAGAAUUAGGUGGAUUAGGGAUGUUAUCGAUGGGUCAUAUUUUAAUUCCUGCGUCUGACUUACGUUGGUCCAAGCAAACCGAUACUGGAAUCACCCAUUUCAGAAGUGGAAUGAGUCAUGAAGAAGAUCAACUGAUUCCCAACUUGUAUCGUUAUAUUCAACCUUGGUCAUCUGAAUUCGAGGAUUCAUCUCGAGUUUGGUCAGAAUAUGCUAUGAAACGUAAAGAAGCGAAUUCGCAAAAUCGAAGAUUGACAUUAGAAGAUCUUGAAGAUAGUUGGGAUCGGGGAAUUCCCAGAAUCAAUACACUCUUUCAAAAAGAUCGACAUACACUGGCCUAUGAUAAAGGAUGGAGAGUUAGAACUGAUUGGAAACAAUAUCAAUUAUUGAAACAUAAUCCAUUCUGGUGGACUAAUCAAAGACAUGAUGGUAAACUUUGGCAAUUGAAUAAUUAUCGAGUUGAUGUGAUUGCAGCUUUAGGUGGUGUAGAGGGUAUACUUGAACAUACUCUUUUUAAGGGUACAUAUUUCCCUACUUGGGAAGGUUUGUUCUGGGAGAAAGCUUCUGGUUUUGAAGAAUCUAUGAAGUUCAAGAAAUUGACAAAUGCUCAGAGAUCUGGUUUGAAUCAAAUUCCUAAUCGUCGAUUUACUCUUUGGUGGUCACCUACCAUCAAUCGAGCCAAUGUUUAUGUUGGAUUUCAAGUUCAAUUGGAUUUGACUGGUAUCUUUAUGCAUGGAAAAAUCCCGACACUCAAGAUUUCAUUGAUUCAAAUUUUCAGAGCUCAUUUGUGGCAAAAGAUUCACGAAUCGGUGGUGAUGGAUCUCUGUCAAGUCUUUGAUCAAGAAUUAGAAGCCUUACAAAUUGAAACUGUACAAAAGGAAACUAUUCAUCCCAGAAAGAGUUAUAAGAUGAACAGUUCUUGUGCGGAUAUUCUACUCUUCAGUGCUUACAAGUGGAACAUCACCAGACCUUCAUUAUUGACGGACUCUAAGGAUAUAUUGGAUGGAACUACUAGUCAGAAGUAUUGGCUUGAUGUACAAUGUCGUUGGGGUGAUUUCGAUUCUCAUGAUAUUGAGAGAUACACUCGAUCCAAAUUCUUGGAUUACUCUCAAGAUAACACGUCGAUUUAUCCAUCACCCACUGGAUUGAUGAUUGGAAUUGAUUUAGCUUAUAACCUUCACUCAGCUUAUGGACAUUGGUUCCCGGGUGCUAAACCAUUGAUUCAACAAGCGAUGGCUAAGAUUAUGAAAGCUAAUCCAGCACUUUAUGUAUUGAGAGAACGAAUUCGAAAAGGAUUACAACUUUAUUCAUCCGAACCUACUGAACCUUAUUUGAAUUCACAAAACUAUUCAGAAUUGUUUUCAAAUCAAAUCAUUUGGUUUGUUGAUGAUACAAACGUAUAUCGAGUGACGAUUCAUAAGACUUUUGAAGGUAAUUUAACUACUAAACCGAUCAAUGGAGCGAUUUUCAUCUUUAACCCUCGUACGGGUCAAUUGUUUUUGAAAAUUAUUCAUACAUCUGUAUGGGCUGGACAAAAACGUUUGGGACAAUUGGCCAAAUGGAAGACUGCCGAAGAAGUGGCUGCGCUGAUUCGUUCGUUACCCGUGGAAGAACAACCUAAGCAAGUUAUCGUCACUCGUAAGGGAAUGUUGGAUCCACUCGAAGUCCAUUUACUCGAUUUCCCCAAUAUCGUGAUCAAGGGUAGUGAAUUACAACUACCUUUCCAAUCGGCCAUGAAACUUGAAAAGUUUGGAGAUUUGAUUUUACGAGCCACUCAACCUCAAAUGAUUCUUGCUAAUCUGUUUGAUGAUUGGCUUAAGUCGAUUUCCUCUUACACUGCUUUUUCAAGAUUGAUUUUACUUUUACGUUCAUUACAUGUGAAUCAAGAGAAAUCAAAGAUUAUCUUAAGACCUGAUAAAUCGACUAUCACUCAACCUCAUCAUGUUUGGCCUACUUUGACUGAUGAAGAAUGGAUGAGAGUCGAAUUGGCGCUUAGAGAUCUUAUAUUGGCGGAUUAUGCCAAGCGAAAUGCUGUCAAUACGGCCUCGCUCACUAGUUCGGAGAUUCGGGAUAUCAUUCUUGGUAUGGAGAUCCAAGCUCCUUCGAUUCAGCGUCAACAGAUGGCCGAAAUUGAAAAGACAGCAGAGCAAGCCAACCAAGUUACUGCUACUCAAACCCAGACCACGAAUGUACAUGGAGAUUUGAUUCAAGUGGUGACCACGACUCAAUACGAAACUCAAACGUUCUCAUCGAAGACGGAUUGGCGAAUUCGAGCGAUCAGUUCUACCAACUUACCAUUACGUUUACAACAUUGUUAUGUUCAAAAUGAUGAUGUAUCAGACUCACUUCCGACGUUCGUAUUGGCCAAGAACAUUAUGAAGUCAUUUGUUUGUUCUGCCGAUUUGAGGACACCUAUCGCAGCCAUACUUUUUGGACAAGUGGCAGCAGAUAAUAAUCGAGUGAUUGAAGUGAAAGCAGUAGCGGUCAUACCACAAAGAGCUAGUCAACGAUCCAUCGAAUUACCCAACGCAUUACCCAAACAUCCACUCUUAGAUGAUAUGAAGAUUGUAGGAGUGAUUCAUACCCAAGCACAAGAAUCACAAACACUUUCACCUAACGAUGCGAUCUUAUUCUCCAAGAUGAUGGCACAACAUUCACAACUUGAUGGUACUAGUAUCAUGCUCACUGUAGCUUUCACUCCUGGAUCUCUAUCUUUAUCGGCUUAUGUUUUAACACCUAAAGGGUUUGAGUGGGGUAGGAAUGCAGAUCCGAAUGCUCCUAAUGGUUAUAAUCCAGCUAGUAUGUCAGAAAGAGCUCAACUUUUACUUAGUGAUCGGAUCUUGGGUUCUACAUUUGUACCAACUGAUGGAAUUUGGAAUUAUUCCGUUGGUCUUGGUCCUCAAUUUCAAACUACUAUGGAAUAUAAUAUGACAUUAGCUGGUCAACCUAUUCCAUUUUGGGAUCCAGCUCAUCGACCUAAUCAUUUUAGUUCAUUCCAAAACGUAACGGUAGAUGAAGAAGUAGAUACAGAUUUAGUUGAUCCAUUUGCUUAAGAAAAGGAUCGUUUACAAGGGAAGCCAAGAUGAAUGAAAAUGAUUAAAUGGGUUAUGUGUAUGGAUUGACUCGAGUACAAAAAAAAAGAUUCAUAACAAGAUUUAAAGUAGAAAAGCAAAGAAAAUGAUUUUUUGUGGGUUUGGAAAAAUGAUUUGUAAUUAUAAUCAUAGUAAAUAAUUUGUUGAAUCAUAUCAUUCUUUUUGGAAAAACAAAAAGCAUUUGAUGAU
This is a messenger RNA of Melampsora larici-populina 98AG31, 7200 nucleotides long. RefSeq lists its product as uncharacterized. Gene Ontology annotation, molecular function: U6 snRNA binding; protein binding; pre-mRNA intronic binding. NCBI's taxonomy places the organism in Eukaryota, Fungi, Basidiomycota, Pucciniomycetes, Pucciniales, Melampsoraceae. The coding region runs from base 1 to 6972 and encodes 2323 amino acids. Gene Ontology annotation, biological process: mRNA splicing, via spliceosome; spliceosomal tri-snRNP complex assembly. Gene Ontology annotation, cellular component: catalytic step 2 spliceosome; U5 snRNP. The record is from RefSeq and is a predicted model, not a curated record. The transcript is spliced from 24 exons.